Neltuma alba is the source of this 1130-nucleotide messenger RNA. Its product is annotated as inositol-phosphate phosphatase. Bases 66 to 881 code for a protein of 271 amino acids. Gene Ontology annotation, molecular function: inositol monophosphate 1-phosphatase activity. The record is from RefSeq and is a predicted model, not a curated record. The transcript has 12 exons. Lineage: Eukaryota; Viridiplantae; Streptophyta; Magnoliopsida; Fabales; Fabaceae. Gene Ontology annotation, biological process: inositol metabolic process; signal transduction; phosphatidylinositol phosphate biosynthetic process.
UUCUAACUCAUCACUGCAUUUUCAUCCUCUGCUUCUCUCUCUCAUAUCUCUGUGAGCUUCAAGAAAUGGCUGGAAAUGAUUCGCUCGCCGAAUUUCUUGCGUCUGCAGUUCAAGCUGCUCAGGAAGCUGGUGAGAUUAUUCGAGAGGGAUUCUACCAGACAAAAAAUGUGGAGCACAAAGGGCAGGUUGAUUUGGUCACAGAAACUGAUAAAGCAUGUGAAGAUCUCAUCUUCAAUCACCUCAGGAAGCUUUAUCCCACUCAUAAGUUCAUUGGGGAAGAGACUACUGCUGCUUUAGGGGCUACAGAACUUACUGAUGAACAUACAUGGAUAGUUGAUCCUUUGGAUGGAACUACUAACUUCGUGCAUGGAUUUCCCUUUGUUUGUGUCUCCAUUGGUUUAACAAUUCAAAAAGUUCCUACAGUUGGUGUUGUUUACAACCCAAUACUGAAUGAGCUUUUCACUGCCAUUCGUGGAAGAGGUGCUUUUUUGAAUGGAAACCCUAUAAAAGUAUCAUCACAAACUGAACUAAUUAGCUCCCUUCUUGCAACUGAGGUUGGGACAAAACGUGACAAAGCAACAAUAGAUGCCUCUACAAACAGAAUUAAUGCCUUACUUUUUAAGGUGAGAUCUCUGCGGAUGGCUGGCUCCUGCGCCAUGGACCUUUGCGGAGUUGCAUGUGGAAGGCUGGAUGCCUGCUUUGAACUUGGCUUUGGUGGUCCUUGGGAUGUGGCAGGGGCUGCUGUCAUUGUUAAAGAAGCUGGGGGAGAAGUGUUUGAUCCGUCUGGUAGAGAUUUUAACUUGACAUCUCAGCGAGUAGCAGCUUCAAACCCUUUCCUGAAGGAUGCAUUUGUUGAGAUUCUACGCCAAACAGGGUGUUAGUUAGCUGGUUGAAACUGACCAUUAAUGUUUGAGGGGGGAAUUGGGGAAAUGGCCAAACAACUCGGUCUAUGUUAGUUCAAUUUCCUUUUAUAAAAAUGCUUUGGAGUGGGAAAACUUCAAUUAUUUUUUUCCCAACUCUCUUUAGAGGGGUACCAAAACAUUAGUAUACUUGGAUUCUUUUGAUGUGUCGCUAUAGAGUUCUUCUAUAAUUGAAAACCAUAAGGGAAAAUGAUAUUUGAGAAUCUACAA